AUGACGAUGGCCAUCACGGCCGAGUCUCCUUCGCAAGCUGAUAUGCACAUGGACACAGACACAGGCAUGGAGACGGAGACAGAGACAGAGACAGCAACAGCAACGACGAUUCUUGCCUGCUUGGACUUUGCCGUCCAACUCUUCCGUCGCAACAACAAGCCAAUUUCUCAUCAGAAUAAUGGGCUUGUGUCUGCAGAAAACAACAAUGACGACAAUAACAAAUUUCGACUCGAGCCCUCCGCCUUCUGUUCCCUUCUCCAACACCUCGAGACUGAUCCUCGCGUAUCUCUUGAGCAUUUCAAUGUCGAGUACGACCCCGAGACGCGCCUUGCAUGCUUCAGGAUGACCCAGGGCCGUCUCCACGCCUUCGUCACCCAGAAAUUCGGCAAGCUCGUCUCGGACGCCGCCAGAACCACUUUCCCUCAUGUUGACCAACUUUUCGAGUGGCCAUCCGACUUCUUUCCCCCGCCCUCUGAGUCAAACUCCCUCGACAACGGCUCAGAGUCACCAGGCUCCCUCCCCGACCCUCUAAGCUACCUUCCGCGUGUGGUCGCUGAGAUCGCCUACUCGAGCCCGUCGACCUUGGAGGAGCUUGAUGCCAAAUGCGCCCGAUACAUCUCGUACACUCAUGGCAAAGUUCGCGCCGCAAUUGCAGUCAAGAUCCCCUACGACCGCCAGAACCCGCGUGACAUCGCCGGCAUCAGACUCGAUGAUUGUCUCGUUGCCGUCUGGGCCUGGGACGUGAAGAACGGAAAGGUCAAGUGUGUGAUGAGCUGGGCGAGCGUCACUCGACCUAACGCCAACAUCACCCUGCGCCCGUGGCACUUUUCGGAUCCCGUCAGCAACAAGCGACAGGAGAAUAGACGCGGUAGAAGGGGAGGCAGGAGAGCCGCAACAUUGGGUCGUUCCAGAGCCAGCGACAUUCGUGUCCCCUUUACCGAAAUCAGAGAAAUCCUCCGCACAUCCAUUGAGUUUGCCUCCCGAGGCGCCUGA
Messenger RNA from Colletotrichum karsti, 993 nucleotides. RefSeq lists its product as uncharacterized. The transcript is spliced from 3 exons. The record is from RefSeq and is a predicted model, not a curated record. Bases 1 to 993 code for a protein of 330 amino acids. Lineage: Eukaryota; Fungi; Ascomycota; Sordariomycetes; Glomerellales; Glomerellaceae.